This is a messenger RNA of Hyaloscypha bicolor E, 4014 nucleotides long. RefSeq lists its product as uncharacterized. The transcript is spliced from 3 exons. Lineage: Eukaryota; Fungi; Ascomycota; Leotiomycetes; Helotiales; Hyaloscyphaceae. Gene Ontology annotation, molecular function: protein kinase activity; ATP binding; protein binding. Gene Ontology annotation, biological process: protein phosphorylation. The coding region runs from base 17 to 3943 and encodes 1308 amino acids. The record is from RefSeq and is a predicted model, not a curated record.
GCAAAGUUAACUCAACAUGGCGUCGACAUCACGAUAUUCUACGUGGCCAGUCAUCACAGCGAGCUCCGAGGGCUCAGCAACUAAGCUGUCCCCUUCCCCCGCGCUCGAUUUCCUCACCGCCGUAGCUACCACUGACGUACACGAGUAUGAUCUGCAUCAAAUAGGGAUGUUGAGCAUGGAUGAUGUCCGCAGCAUGGACGAACGCAUGGUUGGAAAGGGUGGAUUUGCUGUCGUCGAGCUAGGGCGGACAUGGGAGAACCAGCUGGUCGCCGUCAAACGAUUGCGAGUAUCAGCGAGGGACAUUAAAGCAGAUUUUGAAUCCCAUCUUCGGCACAUCUGUUUAGAAUUACGGAUACUUUGUCACGAACCUUUGAAAACCCAUCUGAAUAUCGUCGAUAUCCUUGGGUACUGCCUUUCUGACAUCGCUGGGUACGAGAUUCCUUUCCUAGCUCUCGUCCUGGAAUACUCUAGUGAAGGUAGUCUCAAGACCUUUCUGAAGGAUACAAAAAACGAUCUGCCGCUCACGACUUUAUUGGAUUUGGCUGCUCAAGUUGCAGACGGGCUUGGAGCGUUGCAUCAAUGCAGUAUUUGCCACGGAGACGUGAAGACGCAAAACGCUUUAGUUUUUAAGACUGAGGACGCAUGGACGGUAAAGCUAUCAGAUUUUGGGGAGUCUGCCCUAGGUCAGUUCGACGACCGGUCUAUGCCCGUCGAAUGCGGCUUUGGAACGCCCUUGCUAAAUGCACCCGAAAUACGGAACGGCAUGGUGCAGGCUCGAGAUCAGUUUACCAUCGACGAUGCGAUUCGGACAGAUAUCUUCUCAUUCGGACUCUUGACCUGGGAGGUUUUGAAGCGAGGGGAAAGCUACUUCGACAAAUCAUGGUGCAUGGACCUGGACGAGAGCAACAUGAUGGACCAGAUGGAAGCUUACCUUGAGAAGCUACCUCACAAUGGAUUACUGUCAAAGGCUUGUGAAUAUAUUCAGAGCAGCCUCUUUGACGCCGAGCAAAAGUUAAGUUUGCUUUGUGUUUUCAAGAAGUCGCUACAAGAUGAUCCUCUGAAAAGAUUCUCCAUGGGAGAGAUUCGAGGGCAUUUUGAAGCACAGAAUGAUUCCGUGUUAAAUGAUGAACAGCAAGAUAAUUAUGCGAUAGAAGCUGAACAGGUCUGCGCUUGGAGCACUCGGAACACCCUCCUUGAACUUCGUGACAGUACCUUCGUUAAUGGGGGACUUGGGCUUCUUACAUUCCCUUUUGAACUCCAGAAGCGUAUCGUUAAUGACCUCAUUUCCAUGUCUGCAUCGGAGACGUUUACCAUGCCAAGUCGAGCACAUGCUGCUAUGUGUGUGGCUGAAUGCCACGCAAUGAGUUUUGGGGUUCAACACGAUAGAAAACAGGCCGUACAGUGGGUUCACACAUCUUCCGAGUUAGGUUCUAUCAAAGCCGCGGCAUGGUAUCCUCGGCUAUGCACAAUCGAUAAUAUUCUCCCUACCGAAAACUCGUCUAUCAUGGGGUUCGAAGCAAACCUAUCUCAUAUUACCUCGGAUGCUUACUUGUAUAAUCGCGUCCAUCUACAAAUCCGAAUUUCAAUCCAGCAAAUCAAAUCAACAAUCUUGAAUUGGGACCAGCUGCAUGCGUGGGACUCGUUCGCCUACAUCUCGAGUAUUAGGGUAUUCAACAGCUGGGAACAAGAUGAUCUUCCACCUCUUCACGCUGCUGCACUACUUGGAGAAGAUGAAGCCAUUUCCAACCUACUCUGUCACGUCAAGGGCGAUGAGCUCUCCUCUCGCGGACUUACCGCCGCACACUAUGCUUGUAUUGGUGGGCAUCUGUCUACCUUACAGCUUUUGCUCAACCAUUCUGCGCCCAACAAAGCCGCUUAUGCAGGUGGGAUUACGUUACUUCACCUGUGCAUUUUCUUUGCUGGAGAUGAUGUAAGCAAUGCGGUAUUGCUCAUUCUAGGCAUUGGAGAUAAUCCCAGGGCGACGGUCAUUCAACCUGUUGAGUGGGAGUACCACGACAUACGCUUAGCGGGGACACCACUGGAUUGGGCUGUUCGGAUCCGACACAAAUCUUUGGUUGUCUUAUUGCUACCAUUUGCUCAGGACGACAGCUGUUUGAAGCUCGCAAUACGAUCCUUUUUCUGGGAAAUUGCUGAAGUCAUCCUGCAAUACUCCCGCGGAGCCGAAAACAUCCCUAUCAAAUCCCCUCAGCAAUUGUCCGAACUGUCCGUAGAAGACCAGUACCUCUCAACAGUCAAAAGGCCCUUUGGUCAUUGGCUGGCCCAUGGUCCAGACCAUCUGGUUGCCUUAGAAAGAACCGUACAAGUAUGCCGGGACAAUCAUCUCAUGGCUAGUGGGAGCGCCCGCCAUCUCGCGCUUACUGAUAUCGUCAAUCUUGCCUCCUUCGAGGAUGACUUUUCUUUAAUUGUUUCACGUGUGGCUAGCCUGUCUCCUGGAGACGUCAAACGAAGAAACGAAAAGGGCGAGUCGGCCCUGGAGCAAGCUCUAGGGAAUUCCGAGGACACGCAAGUAUGGCGUAUGCCUCUCGAAGCAAUUAUAAGUAUGUACACAAUUGAGGAACUAGAGGGUAUAGGGUCAGCCUCCGUAGAUUAUUUCUCAUAUUUACACCUUGCGAUUAGCUCCGAUUCCUUAAUCGGCACUCGCACACUCCUUCAGAAAGGGGUAGACGUCAAUCAACGGUCAUCCGAUUUACUUGGCCAAACUCCUUUACUCAUGAGUGCAAGCUCAAAAUUUUCGAAAGAGCUUCAUUCUCUCUUACUUGAUUAUGGAGCUAAGGAUGAUGUGGUGGACGAUUUUAGCGGAACGAAUCUGCUUGUGCAUGGACUGAUGCGAUUUCAACCCAACGAAGACCUGCUCAGAGGCGUUCUCAGAAAUGAAGAUCUGUCAAAUAUCAGCGAUGCAUUACAUUUCACUCUUGGAUGCUUUAUCUCCGGGUAUUCAAUGCGGGAUGUUAUUGCGGAGAUGUUCAAGCGGGAUAACACGGUGGAAAACAGCCCCGGGACUUCGACAAUAAAGCUAGAAAAAGAUGAAUUGAACAUCCUGUGGGACAAUCUGCGAGACAUUUCUCAACGCAAAAAAUGGGAGUUGAAACUCAUUCUGGGAAAUGAACAACUGGAUUCAUUGUUGAGGUUGGAAGGUCUAGACCCCGCGCAGCGGCCAGCUAGCCUCGAUCUCCUUGUCAAUGUUGGAGAAAUGAAAUAUAUCUUGGGCGAAGAGGAAGCCCAACACAUUCUAGAUCAAGAUAACGCUGAACCUACAGCGAUAUCUAGUCAAUCCCAACUUGCGGAGACAGAGGACGGAAACAGCGACGCCUCAGACCCUGACAAUUAUACCAAUACAGAAAAACCAGACCAGUACUGGAAGGAGCUCUUCAAGAUGCAACUCGGCUUGCCAAACUGGGUCACAUAUAUCAAUGAAAGAAACAGUUCCGGCAUGACGUUGCUACACAGUGCAGCAUACUACCUGCAUCCUGAGAGAAUCGCGCUCCUGCUUGAAGCAGGGGCUGAUGCUAGUAUUGGACUCGCUAAAGAAGGGCAUAAUGCUGUAUUGCCCUUGCAGAUUGCUUGUUCAGCAGGGAGAACUUGUGAGUGGGCACGCGUCCUAGGCACACAUUCUGCAAUCGAGAGUCUCGGGAAACACUCGAUGGAUGUGGCUUCUGAGCUUCUUCAUUGGCAUCAUACACGUUCAGAUGGGCUUUUUCAAGGCGUUACUAAACUCCAUCUUGCCUGCCGCAUGAUGCUUCGAGAUGUCGUAGAUGAAUUAUGCCGCGAUGGCCAUAGUGCGGAUGUGGAGGCCCACUGGCCAGGCAUCAACACUCCCGUCACUUGUGACGACCUGGCCGCGCAAUUAGCUGACGAUGAUCGAUUCAUCGACAUUUCGGAUCUGAUCACUGCAGAGUACCAUAUGAUUAAAGCUCAGUCGUAAUACCGUUUUGGGAAGGGUUUCGAAUGUUCGAUAUUGGCUUUUGAUAGUAGAUAGUGAUCUAAACACUUCCU